Molecule: messenger RNA, 1260 nt
Organism: Trichoderma aggressivum f. europaeum
Lineage: Eukaryota; Fungi; Ascomycota; Sordariomycetes; Hypocreales; Hypocreaceae
Exons: 1
Coding region: 1-1260 (419 amino acids)
Biological process (GO): polyphosphate catabolic process
Cellular component (GO): cytoplasm
Molecular function (GO): phosphatase activity; endopolyphosphatase activity
Source: RefSeq, a predicted model, not a curated record
AUGGCCCACCAAACUCAUCGUCGACUCUUGAUAGCUGCCGCCGUCUUCUUCCUCAUCACCAGCUCCUACCUCUGCGCCACGCGCCUCUACAACGCAUCCUUCGUCCGCGGCGCCAAGGACGACAAGGCAAAGGCCUCUCCCUCCCCGCCAAAGCCCGUCCACGUCCACCUCACCGACGCCGACCUGUCCAUGACGUACGGCUCGUUCCGCCGCCCCGGCAUGGACGGCCUCACGCUCGUGGCGAAUCUACCCUCGGAGCUCGUGCCGACGUUUGAGAACAAGCGCCGGCUCGUCAUUGUCGGCGACAUCCACGGCAUGGACGCCGUGCUGGAGAAGCUGCUGAACAAGGUCGGCUUCGACGGCGCCCGGGACCACCUCAUCGCCGCGGGCGACAUGAUCAACAAGGGCCCGGACUCGCCCGGCGUCGUAUCGCGCCUGAUGCGCCUCAACGCCAGCGCCGUGCGCGGCAACCACGAGGACCGCAUCCUGCUGUCGCUGGCCGAGGCCGAGUCCCAGACCGGCGUCAGCAAGGGCCUGUCGUCCGCCGACGCCGAAUCCCACCGCGGCGAGGCCGAGUUCCUUGCCACGGGCCGCAAGCUGAGCAAGGAGCACGUCCGGUGGCUGGCCGAGCUCCCCAUCAUCCUCGCCGUCGAGCCGCUGCGCAUGUACGUCGCCCACGCCGGCCUCGUCCCGGGCGUGCGGCCGGAGCUGCAGGAUCCCUGGGCCGUCAUGAACAUGCGCACCCUCAUCUACCCCCGCGAAGAUAUGCGCAAGAAGGACCUGAAGAAGAAAUCCGAGACGAAGCGCGACUCCUCAGCUAACGACAACAACAACAACGACAGCACCUCGGACGAAGCACCCCAAUCACCUCCUCCCACCGACAACAACAACAACAACAACAGCAACAACAACACCGAAUCGGAAAAAGAAGCAGAAGAAGAAGAACAAGGCGAGACGCUCGAGUCGAUUGCCCAAAAGGACGCCUACACGGACCGCGAAGUCGCCAUCCCCGUCGAAGGCCGCGACGGCGAGAAGUGGGCCAACGCAUGGAACCGCUUCCAGAAGCGCCUCAAGAAGUCGCACCGCUACACCGUCGUCUACGGCCACGACGCCAAGCGCGGGUUCCGCCAGGAGCGCUACACGUUUGGCCUCGACUCGGGCUGCGUCCGGGGCGGCGCCCUGACGGCGCUCCUGGUCGAGGGCAAGGAGGGCGGCAAGGGCGGGUUUACGCAUACCGUGAUGCAGGUCAACUGCGAGUGA